This is a messenger RNA of Homo sapiens (human), 1687 nucleotides long. RefSeq names its product POTE ankyrin domain family member B2 (gene POTEB2). The coding region runs from base 34 to 1668 and encodes 544 amino acids. Lineage: Eukaryota; Metazoa; Chordata; Mammalia; Primates; Hominidae. The record is from RefSeq and is marked validated. The transcript has 11 exons.
CUACUACCGGCCUCCCCUGGCUGUUAAAAGCAGAUGGUGGCUGAGGUUUGUUCAAUGCCCGCUGCCUCUGCUGUGAAGAAGCCAUUUGAUCUCAGGAGCAAGAUGGGCAAGUGGUGCCACCACCGCUUCCCCUGCUGCAGGGGGAGCGGCACGAGCAAUGUGGGCACUUCUGGAGACCAUGACGACUCCUUUAUGAAGACACUCAGGAGCAAGAUGGGCAAGUGGUGCUGUCACUGCUUCCCCUGCUGCAGGGGGAGCGGCAAGAGCAACGUGGGCACUUGGGGAGACUACGACGACAGCGCCUUCAUGGAGCCGAGGUACCACGUCCGUCGAGAAGAUCUGGACAAGCUCCACAGAGCUGCCUGGUGGGGUAAAGUCCCCAGAAAGGAUCUCAUCGUCAUGCUCAGGGACACUGACAUGAACAAGAGGGACAAGCAAAAGAGGACUGCUCUACAUUUGGCCUCUGCCAAUGGAAAUUCAGAAGUAGUACAACUCCUGCUGGACAGACGAUGUCAACUUAACGUCCUUGACAACAAAAAAAGGACAGCUCUGAUAAAGGCCGUACAAUGCCAGGAAGAUGAAUGUGUGUUAAUGUUGCUGGAACAUGGCGCUGAUGGAAAUAUUCAAGAUGAGUAUGGAAAUACCGCUCUACACUAUGCUAUCUACAAUGAAGAUAAAUUAAUGGCCAAAGCACUGCUCUUAUAUGGUGCUGAUAUUGAAUCAAAAAACAAGUGUGGCCUCACACCACUUUUGCUUGGCGUACAUGAACAAAAACAGGAAGUGGUGAAAUUUUUAAUCAAGAAAAAAGCUAAUUUAAAUGCACUUGAUAGAUAUGGAAGAACUGCCCUCAUACUUGCUGUAUGUUGUGGAUCAGCAAGUAUAGUCAAUCUUCUACUUGAGCAAAAUGUUGAUGUAUCUUCUCAAGAUCUAUCUGGACAGACAGCCAGAGAGUAUGCUGUUUCUAGUCAUCAUCAUGUAAUUUGUGAAUUACUUUCUGACUAUAAAGAAAAACAGAUGCUAAAAAUCUCUUCUGAAAACAGCAAUCCAGAACAAGACUUAAAGCUGACAUCAGAGGAAGAGUCACAAAGGCUUAAAGUCAGUGAAAAUAGCCAGCCAGAGAAAAUGUCUCAAGAACCAGAAAUAAAUAAGGACUGUGAUAGAGAGGUUGAAGAAGAAAUAAAGAAGCAUGGAAGUAAUCCUGUGGGAUUACCAGAAAACCUGACUAAUGGUGCCAGUGCUGGCAAUGGUGAUGAUGGAUUAAUUCCACAAAGGAAGAGCAGAAAACCUGAAAAUCAGCAAUUUCCUGACACUGAGAAUGAAGAGUAUCACAGUGACGAACAAAAUGAUACCCAGAAACAACUUUCUGAAGAACAGAACACUGGAAUAUCACAAGAUGAGAUUCUGACUAAUAAACAAAAGCAGAUAGAAGUGGCUGAAAAGGAAAUGAAUUCUGAGCUUUCUCUUAGUCAUAAGAAAGAAGAAGAUCUCUUGCGUGAAAACAGCAUGUUGCGGGAAGAAAUUGCCAAGCUAAGACUGGAACUAGAUGAAACAAAACAUCAGAACCAGCUAAGGGAAAAUAAAAUUUUGGAGGAAAUUGAAAGUGUAAAAGAAAAACUUCUAAAGACUAUACAACUGAAUGAAGAAGCAUUAACGAAAACCAGUAUUUAAGUACAGUGGACAGCUUAGG